Molecule: messenger RNA, 2220 nt
Organism: Peniophora sp. CBMAI 1063
Lineage: Eukaryota; Fungi; Basidiomycota; Agaricomycetes; Russulales; Peniophoraceae
Source: the annotation of a GenBank genome assembly
AUGCCGCGCGGCAUGGCACCCAAAACCUCUGGAAAGCAAGGCGAGCCGGCAACCAAGCGCGUCAAGACGUCGAAAGCGGCCACCAAACCUGCCGUCAAGACGCGUCUCAAGCAAGGCCGUCUGAGUGCUCUACCUACACUUCCACUUGAUGUGCUAUAUGAGGUCUUCGCGCAUCUCGGACCGGGCGACUUGAUCUCCCUCGCACGCACGGGCAAGAACUUCCGCAGCAUGCUUCUCUCGCGUCAAUCAACAUUCUUGUGGCGCGAAGUGCUUGCAGCGUCCGUAGAAGAGGGCUAUCCGCCGCGGCCAGAGGACAUGACAGAGCCGGGGUGGGCAGGCUUCUUCUUCGGUGGCUCAUAUUGCAGUCUAUGUGCUGCCAAGACCACCCUGGAGGUUUGCUGGGCACAACGUAGACGGUUGUGCAAGGCAUGCGCUGAAGAAAAACUUCUGCCAGUCGUCAAACUAGCCGACUGGGAGCUUAUGAGCCAAGAGACCUCUUGGUCCGACAUUAUCUCCGCCGAUAACAGACGGCCACUUGACAAGGAAGGGCUCAACCAAUACGACCGCAAUUCCAAGAUACCACACGCAUACAUCGGAGACAUCGAAGACUACGAGACGAAGCUCGAAGAGCUUUACGCAGAAUGUGAGGGCGACAACGAGCGAUGGGAACUACGUCGCGCAGAGUUCGACGCGGAGCGGAAAGAGGCGGUACAGGCUCGCAAAGCACAUGCACGCCUUUGCAUUAAAUGGGAAGGGACACGUGCCAGUCAACGUAGCCGCGAAUUGGGUGAUACGAGGCGUGAUAGAGGCAAAGAGAUAGUCAAACGCCUCUUAGCAUUAGGAUACGACCGACGAGACGUUGUCAAUUACAGCAUACGCGAGCACAAAGACUACAAGGAUGCUAGACCAUUGACCGAUAAGAUCUGGACACGCAUACAGCCAGGUCUUGUUGCAACAGUUGAGAAACAUCGUGCGAAUCGACUAUUUAUGGCGAAAAAUGAGCGGCACCACAAGAGGCAAGAGGCAAUUCGGAUCGAGUACGUCGAUCAUGUCCUACGUCGCGUUGAUCACAGUGUCGUGCCCUUCUUGCCGCCUCUGGAGAAGAUCUACAAACUCUUCCCCGAGGCCGAGGCCGUCAUCGAACCGGAUGGCGAGGUCACCGAUGACUUGCGCGCCUUGAUUCGCCAAGCCCUUCCUUCAGGUCUCCCAGCCUUGCAGCGAUUCAUCGACGAACGCGGUAGCAGCCUUCGCGCAAAGAUACCCCCCGAGUGGCUGCCGUCAAAGGAGCCUAGAUCCGCGCCAGUGGAUCCUAUCACGACUCCCGAGCAGCUCAGCAUAAGUCGAAUCACAGAUCUUGACCGCGCCGUGUAUGUGACUCGCUGUGCAAACGAGCUUAGUUAUGGAUUGCGCCGCAAGAAGCAUCUACCCAUCCAUUUCGGCCUCGAUGCGCUAGCCCAUUUUUGCGAUCGAAGCUACGAAAUCUCUGAAGACGCAUUAACAUCUCCGCGGGUAAAUGGCUUUGCGUUCGAUCAAACAUGUCACGAUACGGUUGCCCACAUCUGUGCGCUCUUGGGACUUGAUGCCGCAAUCGCGACACCUCUGGAUCUCAACAAAUUGGACCGAGCCUUCGUGUGCAUAAACUGCCCCCGCGACACCCGAGGGGCCGUUUUCAUGACAUGGCAUGACGCAGUCGCUCAUGCUGAUCCCCACCGCCGUCAAGCGCAUACAUCGAAGCGGCCGACGUUCCGUCUGGCAUCCGACAUAGAGAAACGCUACCUCAAGGCACAUCUGAUGCGGUCUGGGCGAGGUUCCCUCUGCGACGGAGUCUGGGGUUGCACGUACUGUUCGGAUCAUCUGAAGUUAUGCAAUCCUGGCGCCAGUUGGGCCUUUGGUUCGCGGGAUCAGUUUAUGUCGAUUGACGACGCCAGAAAGCAUCUACAAGAGAAACAUAAUAAAUCUACGGCCGUUGAGGGUGAAGAUAUAUACUUCAAGAGAAGUGAGACGAACAGUUACCGUUUUGUGCACGCCUUGUACGAAGAGAAACGAGAGCGGAAACGCCAACUUCGUACGACAGACGAUGUCGUGCUUCCAACCGUGGACUCGGAGGGGGCGCUUUUGGCCCUGACGGUGGCGAAGGAAACGCUGAACGAGCAGCAGUCUGCUGCUGCUGCUGCUAAUCCUCAUUUGAUGGACUGGGACUCCGAUGGUGGUUCAGACUAG